AUGGACCAGAAUGGAUCUCUCUAUGUUGUUGACAAUGAAAAACAUGAAGUGAGACAAUAUAGAAGAGGAGAAUUUCAAGGAACAGUGGUUGUAGGUGGCAAUGGACGAGGAAAUCGUCUCGAUCAACUUGAUGGCCCAACAUACGUAUUCAUCGAUCGAGAUCAAUCAGUCUAUGUAUCUGACUAUUUGAUACCUCGUGUGAUUAAAUGGAUAGAAGGUGCAACACAAGGCAUUGUCGUGGCUGGUGGUCAAGGAGGAGGAAAUGGUCUUACACAAUUGUCCUAUCCUUACGGAGUCGUUGUCGAUCAAGUAGGCACUGUCUAUGUGGUUGAUUCAGGAAAUGAUCGGAUCAUGCGUUGGCCAAAAGGAGCUACACAAGGCAAUGUCAUUGUUGGUGGAAACGGUCGAGGAGGAGAAUCGAAUCAACUGGAUUGGCCCCACGGUUUGUCAUUCGAUCGACACGGUAAUCUCUAUGUCGUCGAUCAGUAUAAUCAUCGAGUACAAAAAUUUAACAUUGUCUCAAAUGCUUAA
Messenger RNA from Rotaria sp. Silwood2, 531 nucleotides. The record is from the annotation of a GenBank genome assembly. Lineage: Eukaryota; Metazoa; Rotifera; Eurotatoria; Philodinida; Philodinidae.